AGGCAGCCGCCGCGGUCCCGGACCUCUAGUCCCGCACUCCCAGCUGGCGAGCCGGCUCCGGGUGCGGCGAGGCCCAGCCCUCUCGGAUUGCGCGCCGGACCCCGGGACGCGCUCCAUGCGGCCGCUCAGCAUGUCCGGGCACUUUCUGCUCGCACCCAUCCCCGAGUCCUCCUCGGACUACCUACUGCCCAAGGACAUCAAACUGGCGGUGCUGGGCGCCGGCCGCGUGGGCAAGAGCGCAAUGAUCGUGCGCUUCCUGACCAAGAGAUUCAUUGGAGACUAUGAACCGAAUACAGGCAAGCUGUAUUCACGGCUGGUCUAUGUCGAGGGGGACCAGCUCUCCCUGCAGAUCCAGGAUACUCCCGGGGGCGUCCAGAUCCAAGACAGCCUCCCCCAGGUCGUCGAUUCCCUGUCCAAAUGCGUGCAGUGGGCCGAGGGUUUUCUGCUGGUCUAUUCCAUCACAGACUAUGACAGCUACUUGUCCAUCCGACCCCUUUAUCAGCACAUCCGGAAGGUCCACCCUGACUCUAAAGCCCCUGUCAUCAUCGUGGGCAACAAGGGGGACCUUUUGCAUGCCCGGCAGGUGCAGACACAGGACGGUAUUCAGCUAGCCAAUGAGCUGGGCAGCCUGUUCCUUGAAAUUUCCACUAGCGAAAACUACGAAGAUGUCUGUGAUGUGUUUCAGCAUCUCUGCAAAGAAGUGAGCAAGAUGCACGGCCUCAGUGGGGAAAGAAGAAGAGCCUCCAUCAUCCCUCGGCCCCGCUCUCCCAACAUGCAGGACCUGAAGAGACGCUUCAAGCAGGCUCUGUCUCCCAAAGUCAAAGCCCCCUCUGCACUGGGGUGAACUAUCUCAGACAGAUGCCUCUCCUUUUUAAUACGCAUUUGUGCAGCUAAAAGACUGGGCUUCUCGCUUUUUAAUCACACAUUCAGAGUUUAUUUUUAUAAAAAAAUUGAUUUUCAAGUACAUGUGUAUUUCUGAAAAUUCAAACAGUGAUUGCCUAGAAGCUGGAUAAAAUUUUGUUUUGUUUUAUUAAAAGAACUUUUUUUUUUUUUUUUUUUUUUUUUUUUUUACUGUAACUGCUGGCCACUUUUCCAUUAAAGGCAAAAUGGCAACAUUGCUCAUUGUUUUCUCAAUGUCUUUUUAUAGAAAUUGUACUUGCACCAGCGCCCAGUGCUGCUCCAUGCUUGCCCUCAGUCUGAACUCUGAUUGGUGUCUCGCAGUGGGGAGGAGUUCAUGUAGAGGGAGUCUGUUGUGGGAGAAAGGAAAGUAUGUGGAGGAGGAGAGGGAUUUUAAUAACGGCAGGAGGUCUUUAAAUGGGACACUGCCACCAGUCAUGAAAUUGACACUGUGUGAUUUUCAAGGGAAGGGGUACAAUGCUAAAACGUUACAAGCCAUGAGUAACAUUUAUUGGUGCAAAUGCAAGUUUAUACUCUACCCAUAUUAAAAAACAACCCCUUUUCUAGUAUUCCUUAUGUCAGUAAGUGGACCCUACCACCCAAAAGUUGCCUCAAAAUUCUCCUUCCCUUCCAAUAGGGCACCAGAUAUGUCCAUCCUCACUCCUGUUUUUCUCUAAAGCCUCACUGUCCCUUAAUCUAGACCUCCCUUUGACUGGCAGGCAAGAAUCUAGGCAAGACUCAUGUUUCUUGCCUUCUAGAAUGACAUCUCCUAAUUGUCUCUUCACAUCAGAACAAUGCUACUAAAACUAACCCUAAUCAUUUUAUUUCUAUAAAAAACCCAGCUGGUUUCCCCUUAGCUACUGGUUAAGAUAGACAUGAGACAUGGCAUCAAGAUUCUUUACCACCUCUCCAGGCUUAUCAACCCCUCCUUCCAAAACACACACCAGCAGUCAGUCCAUUCCAACAGAUUGUCUUUCUCAGCUGCUCCAGGCUCUUUCAUGUCUUCCUGCCUUGGCACAAACUAUCCCUUUGCCUCAAAUAUUUUUUCUGAUUCUACACAUAAUGGCUUGCUAACUCAUCUUUAAAAACCCAAGUCACAUGCUAUAUUCAGCUCUGAAAUGCCUUCUCUGGUCUUCCUCUAUUCCUGGAGCAUUUGUGUUAUAACCCAACCCUGUCAGGUAGCUAUUUGUUACUCCAUUAGAAGGAGUCCCCCUCGAGGGCAGUAGCUGCAUUUUAUGAUCCUGUCUUCCAAUCUUCUAGUUCAGUGCUUCCCCAUAGAGUGGUAAGUUUUAAGUAAACAUAUAAUGAAUAAAUGAAUGAAUGCACCACUUAUGGUGCCAAGGGUCAAUGAUGGGAGAUUACCAUGAAACAAAUUGUUACUUCUGCAGGGCAAGGACAGGUGUUCUGAGUAAUUAAAGAUAGCUGUGGUGGAAAGGGACUGACAUAUGCAGCUUCUGGCAAUCACAGACCAUUACCCUUCCAAAAGGACAGCUCUGUCCAGACCUGUGAUGUCAGCACCACUUUUCCCUGUAGUUGAAGGGAGUCUACCUAUACAAAAUGGCAUGAAGGGUUAAGAAAAUUAGAUGAUGCAUGUCUAAAAGAGUGUCCAAAUAAAAUAUUAAUUUGGAUUCCAUCUUUUAAAAAA
Messenger RNA from Homo sapiens (human), 2542 nucleotides. It is a transcript of the gene RASL11A, whose product is annotated as RAS like family 11 member A. Gene Ontology annotation, cellular component: nucleolus. The transcript is spliced from 4 exons. The record is from RefSeq and is marked validated. NCBI's taxonomy places the organism in Eukaryota, Metazoa, Chordata, Mammalia, Primates, Hominidae. Bases 116 to 844 code for a protein of 242 amino acids. Gene Ontology annotation, biological process: positive regulation of transcription by RNA polymerase I. Gene Ontology annotation, molecular function: GTPase activity; G protein activity; GTP binding.